AUGGCUAACACAUAUACAUUUGAAUUAAACAUGACAUGUGAUGGAUGUGCAAAUGCAGCACGAAAAGUAUUGUCGAAAUUAGGUGAUGAUAUAUCAGAUGUACAAAUCAGUAUACAGGAUCAGCGUGUCGUUGUUACAACCACACUACCAGCUGAUUCGAUACUUGCAGCACUGCAGAAAACUGGUAAAAAAUGCAAGCAAAUUUGUUGA
Messenger RNA from Brugia pahangi, 210 nucleotides. Lineage: Eukaryota; Metazoa; Nematoda; Chromadorea; Rhabditida; Onchocercidae. The record is from the annotation of a GenBank genome assembly.